AAAGAACCAGUUACGCUACACGUCAGUUGUAUGGUGAGAUGACCCUACAGAUAUAAAAUUUUCUGCGCUGUAAGGUGGUGCGCGAUCCCGUGUCGACUUCGGGUGCGGGUGGAAGUCAUUCAUUAGGCUUACUUUCACUGCGGAUUGCUGUUAUAAAACCAUUACAUUUAAAUGCUGAUUCGUGUUAAGCUCAACCUGCAUUUCGAGAAAUUCCACCCGAGCGAAAUCAGUUUAAUUUGGUAACUAUGUAAGACUGACGCUCCCCUUUUCUGCUUUUGUUUUACGAGUCUCGCUACCCUGAACUGCAUAUUUUUGUGUUGUGUUCUUUCAUCGAUUGAUUUACUGUCAGUGCGAGAGAGAGAGUACAACAAGUACAGAUUUUACGGAUUGCCCCUCAAGACCACAGGCUGUGGGACAUCUGGGGCCGAAUCUAAUGGGCCCCGACAUGGGCGAAAUGUACCUGCCAGGAACAACGGGCUUCCUCCUUUUGCGCGUUCAGUUUAGUCCUUGGUGCAAGUUUACUGAUAAAGAAAAGGAAAUAAUCUAGAUUAGGGCGGCUUUCUGUUGCAAUUGCUUUUAAAUAAGUAAACGCUUUCGUGUGUUCAUCCCAUUAUUAAAUGUUAUAGGAAGCCUAUGAAUUAGUAAAUCAAUAAAAUAAAAAUAUAAUUUCUUUUGAAAAUCGAGUCCAUGGAAUUUUUAAACUGAUCUUAAGUAUCUACUGGAAAUAUUGGUGCGGGGCAAAUAAGCAGCGAUUAUAACUAAUUAGUGAAUUAUACACAACUAAGGAGCAAGCCCGUUUGCCUUCGUGUCCUUUCGCUGCGUGUGGGGCGGGGAAGUGGGCCGGCGCUGCGGCGUGAAGAAGGCGGCGGCGCGGCGACGCGGGGAAGCCGCGGCUCGGGCAAGGAGCGCUUACGGCGUCCGACUGAAUGCUGCGGGCUCCGGGGCCACGGUGCGCCCCUCGUCCUCCGACCCGCGGGUGAGACGCCUUUCGGGGGGGGCGCUCUCCUCGCGGACACAGUCGCACCUUUCUUGGUUAAUUCAGCUGAAGAAAAAAGAUGCAUCUGUUCAGGACUUACAACUAUCGUGUGCAUCCGGAGCGCUAUUCUUGGGAAACGCCAUACAUACGUGGAAUCAGCUGGACACCACUGCCAGAAACCUUGGAAGCUCAAGACACCAUGAAGCAGUUCCUUUCAGAUCGUAUACUGAAGGCAGGCAGGGCAGUUUAUAACGCUUUGAUAGAGCGCAGUCCUGCUCUUAUCAGAGACAGGAAGUAUCAUCUCAAGAACUACAGACAAUGUUCCACAGGAAAGGAACUUGUGGAUUGGUUGAUGGCCCAAGGCGGAUCUGUCCAUUCACGCAACCAGGCAGUGGGAAUCUGGCAGGUGCUGGUCGAUGAAGGAAUUCUCGUUCACGUGAAACAGGAGUUGAACUUCCAUGACAGGGAAUGCCAGUUUUACCGAUUCCAGGAGGCAGAAUGUGGUCUGAGUCACACAAGCAAUGAGAGGGACCUGGAAGAGGAGCUCCAGGAAGGCCUGUCGCUGCUGGUCCAGAUGGGACCAGAUGCUCUCCUCACCAUGAUACUGCGCAAAUGCCCCAGCCAGAGGAGUGCAGAGGAUCUGGAGGUCAUCUACGAAGAGUUACUCCACGUCAAGGCAGUGGCACACCUGUCCAGCUCAGUGCGGAAGGAGCUGGCAGCCGUGCUGGUGUUUGAAUCACAUGCCAAAGCUGGCACUGUCUUGUUCAGCCAAGGAGACAAGGGAACCUCUUGGUAUAUCAUCUGGAAGGGCUCUGUUAAUGUGAUCACACAUGGGAAGGGUUUGGUGACCACACUACAUGAAGGCGACGACUUUGGACAGCUGGCAGUAGUCAAUGACGCCCCCCGAGCAGCUACCAUCAUCCUGCGGGAGGACAACUGCCACUUCCUGCGUGUGGACAAACAGGAUUUCAUACGAAUCCUCAAGGAUGUCGAGGCCAACACGGUGCGCCUGGAGGAGCACGGCAAGGUGGUUCUGGUUCUAGAGAAGAGUUCCGGGAGUGAAUCGGCCAAUCAUGGAGCUUCAGGAAGUAACAAGUACACUGUGAUGUCAGGAACGCCAGAGAAGAUCUUGGAGCACCUGUUGGAGAGUGUGAGGCUAGACGCUUAUAGCAGUGAUGCUACAGAUUCCUGCAUAACCGACUUUCUCUUAACUCACAGAGUUUUCAUGCCCUCCAGUCAGCUCUGUGAAGCCCUACAGCAUCAUUACCAUGCAGAGCCAUCGGAAGGCUCUGAGCUGGAGAAAGCAGCUUACUCCCUCAACAGGAAGCAGAAGAUCAUUCGCCUGGUCAGCCAGUGGGUGCUGCUGUACGGCCAGGCCCUCAGAGAAGACCCUCACGUUCUGGAAUUCCUAGAGAAGCUGAAAGCAGAGGUGAUAAGUGACUCGCGGCUCUUGAGCAUGCUGAAGGAGCAGUUUCGGGACCGGAGGAGGACCCGUGUGCUUGAGAAUGGAUACCAAACAUUGUCAAAGUUCAACCAGCAGUUUGACUGGUUCUCCAAUCACGAGGAGCCUGCAGGAAGAAUUCAGCCAAUUAAAGCACACGAUAAAGUGCUGUAUGAAAUCUUCCGUCCAGAUCAUAACUGCAUCAGGCUGAUGCUCCCAGUAAACAGCACUGUUCAGGACAUUAUGUCAUCCUUGGUUGGUCCCGAUGGAGACCAUGUCCUGGUUAAGAUGAACUCAGCUGGAGACAGGGUUCAGCUCAAACUGGAUGCCACAGCAGUCUUCACCUCGCUGGGCAUCAAUGAAAGGUUGUUCCUCUGCACCUCCUCUCUGGUGGACCAGCUGACGCCCCUGAAGGAGCAGCUUGGCCUGGAUCAGGGUACCAUGGACUCCCUGGAGCAAAUGAGCUCUAAGGACAUCGCCGGCCAGCUUAGUGACUACGACUGGGAGCUGUUUGGUGGCGUACAUGAGGUGGAGUUGGUCUACUACAUUUUCGGCAGACACCGGUUCCCAUCUGCCACCACCGCCAACCUGGAGCUCUUUGUCAGGCGCUUCAACGAGCUCCAGAACUGGGUGGUGACCGAGCUGUGCCUCUGUGCUGACCUGCAGAAACGUGCCUUGCUGCUUAAGAAGUUCAUCAAGAUAGCCAUUGUCCUGAAGGAGCAGAAGAAUCUCAACUCCUUCUUUGCAGUGAUGUUUGGGCUCAGUAACAGUGCAGUGCAGAGGCUGACUAAGACAUGGGAGAGAGUGCCGAGCAAGACCAGACGGAUCUAUUGUGCUAAUGAAAGAUUAAUGGAUCCGUCCCGUAAUCACAGAGCUUACAGGCUCGCUGUAGCCAAACUGAGUCCUCCCUAUAUCCCCUUCAUGCCUCUUCUGCUCAAAGACAUGACUUUCAUCCAUGAAGGAAACAAGAACUAUACUGAGAACUUGGUCAAUUUUGAGAAAAUGCGCAUGAUUUCCAAGACUUUGAAGAUAGUGCGAGGAUGUAGGAGCCUGCCCUACGUUCCCUCGUCCCCACAGAAGGGCCUGACUGAGCGGAUGUUUCUAGAGACUGGUCAUGUACGAUUUUCUACAUGUUCAGAACAGUCCCUGUCAUUACGCAGUCCGACCACCGUGCGGCAGUAUAUCCAGAAUAUCAGAGUCAUCGACAACCAGCGAAAACUCACACAGCUGUCCAGGGCAGUGGAGCACUAGAGCCAGAAGCCACAAUUGGACAACUGCCACUGUGCCUGUUAUUUCUGCAGAUAACUCGGCCCCCAUCCAGGAACCUACAUGUCUGUCAGUGGUGCAUUCUGGAAGAGGGGGGCUGUUCACUUACCAACUUCAAAAGGACAUGUUUUGAUGGCUCAUGGUGUCUUAGAGACACCUUCUGCCAGACAUGAAGAGAACAAUAUUAUAUUCCUGUGGUUGGACAGACGUUUCACACUAGCUGACAUGUAUUUUCAAACUGCUGUGAUUCAUUGUUAAACUGACAAUGUCCAACUCUGUAACAGGGAGCUUUGACACACAGGAGGGGAGACAAGAUAAGUCACUCGUAGUUGGGAAGAAUUCCGCAUUAGUGCAGCUCAUUCUGUAGCCUGACUUAUUAAAACUGAAUUUAUAUACAUAUACAACACAUUCCAUAUGAUGUGAAAAAAGUUUAUUUUUUUAGAAAUAAAUUAUUUAAAAAGUA
Molecule: messenger RNA, 4146 nt
Organism: Brienomyrus brachyistius
Lineage: Eukaryota; Metazoa; Chordata; Actinopteri; Osteoglossiformes; Mormyridae
Gene: rapgef3
Product: Rap guanine nucleotide exchange factor (GEF) 3
Exons: 27
Coding region: 1056-3668 (870 amino acids)
Biological process (GO): Ras protein signal transduction; positive regulation of GTPase activity
Cellular component (GO): plasma membrane
Molecular function (GO): guanyl-nucleotide exchange factor activity
Source: RefSeq, a predicted model, not a curated record